AUCUGUGUUUUCAAAUUUUGUAUUGGAUGAAGUGAAGUGUCAAAAUGCUGUCGAUAUUCGACUCCAUUCCUACAUAUAUGGACUACAAGGGACAAAAACUUGCAGAACAAAUUUUCCAAGGAAUCAUACUCGUUUCUGCGGUUAUUGGGUUUGUUUAUGGCAUGAUGAUCGAACAGUUCGGCUGGACAGUUUAUAUUAUGUUGGCUGGUUUCACUGUGUCUUGUGUGCUCACGCUUCCACCGUGGCCGAUAUACCGGAGACAUCCCUUGGUUUGGCAACCGGCGUUACCGGAGUCAUCGGGAGACAUACGAGAAAAACCUCAAGAGAACCAGAGGAAGCAGAGGAAGCACAAGUAGAGAAUCGGCUUAUUUGCACACAAAUCAAUUUAUUUUCUGUAGUUUUCUAUGAUAUGUUCAAUCCCCA
This is a messenger RNA of Megalops cyprinoides (Indo-Pacific tarpon), 423 nucleotides long. RefSeq names its product signal peptidase complex subunit 1-like. Gene Ontology annotation, cellular component: signal peptidase complex; endoplasmic reticulum membrane. NCBI's taxonomy places the organism in Eukaryota, Metazoa, Chordata, Actinopteri, Elopiformes, Megalopidae. The record is from RefSeq and is a predicted model, not a curated record. The transcript has 4 exons. The coding region runs from base 45 to 356 and encodes 103 amino acids. Gene Ontology annotation, biological process: protein targeting to ER.